Messenger RNA from Eimeria mitis, 1779 nucleotides. Its product is annotated as GTP-binding protein, putative. Gene Ontology annotation, cellular component: cytoplasm. Gene Ontology annotation, molecular function: ATP hydrolysis activity; GTP binding. Lineage: Eukaryota; Apicomplexa; Conoidasida; Eucoccidiorida; Eimeriidae. The transcript has 9 exons. The record is from RefSeq and is a predicted model, not a curated record. The coding region runs from base 1 to 1779 and encodes 592 amino acids.
AUGCACUGCCUGCUGCUGCUGCCUGCUGCUGCUGUUGCUGCUGCUGCUGCUGCUGCUGCUGCUGCUGCUGCGGCCCCACAAGAGGGAAAGCCGAGCCCUUCAGCAGCUGCUUCUUGCUGCCCUUUGCUGCACGCAGAGAGGUUAGGUCGGGCUGCAGCUGUGCAGCAGGAGCAGCAGCAGCAACAGCAGCAGCAGCAGCAGCAGCAGCAGCCGACAACAGGAGCAGCGGGAGAAGUUUCAGCAGCACAGCCAGAGGAAGCUGCAGCAAAAGUGGCAAUGCACGGCAGCAGCAGCAGGGUUAGGUCGGGCUGCAGCUGUGCAGCAGGAGCAGCAGCAGCAACAGCAGCAGCAGCAGCAGCAGCAGCCGACAACAGGAGCAGCGGGAGAAGUUUCAGCAGCACAGCCAGAAGAAGCUGCAGCAAAAGUGGCAAUGCACAGCAGCAGCAGCAGCAGCAGCAGGUGCAGCAACAGGAGCAGAUUCCUCACUGGGGGGCCGCAGGAGAAGCAACGGCUGCAGCAACACCAGCAGCAGCAGCAGCAGCAACAACAGUAGCUGCAGCACCAGCAUCUCCACCAGCAGCAGCAGCAACCAGUAGCCGUGGCAUCAGCAACAACAGAAACAGGCACAGCAGCAGCGGCCGCAGCAGCUGUAGCUGCACGAGGAGCAGCGGCAACAAACCAGCAGCAGCAGCAGCAGCAGCAGCAGGUAAGAGUACUUUUUUCAAUGCUGCGACGGAGAGUUCUUCGGCCAAGGUGGGGAACUACCCCUUCACCACAAUAAACCCUAAUGAAGGCAUCGCCCACUAUGUCACUGACUGCCCCUGCAAAAAGUACGGCGUGAGCUGCGCGCCUCGCUACGGCCGUUGUGUGGGUGGUCGCCGCUACAUUCCUGUGCGGCUGCUAGACGUUGCUGGGCUCAUCCCGGGAGCCAACGAGGGCCGGGGCUUGGGUUGCAAGUUUCUGGAUGAUCUGCGGCUGGCUGACGUGUUGAUGCAUAUCAUUGAUGUUUCUGGAAACACCAACGAAAAAGGAGAAACAACAACCGGCUACGACCCGAGCGCUGACCACGAGUGGUUGCUGGGAGAAGUUCAACUCUGGAUAUUCAAAAACAUUUGGGGCAAGUGGUCGUCGAUAGCGCGUCGGCAUGCUGCAGCUAACUGCUCGCUGCUCGAGACGUUUGCUGCACAGUUCAGCGGCUACGGGGCCCCACAGGCGCUGGUAGCAGCUGUGCUGCAGGAGCUGCAGCGCAGCAGGAGGGCCCGCAGCCAGGCGGUUCAGGCAGCAGCAGCAGCAGCAGCACAAGCAGCAGCAGCAGCGGGACUCACAACAGCAGCAGCACCAACAGAUGACGCAUCGCUCGUUCCUGAAGAUCUUACAACGUGGACUACUGAUGAUGUCAUGGAGCUCGUGAAGACGUUUGUGAAGAUUCGUUUUCCUUUUGUUUUAGUCCUCAACAAAUGCGACGCUCUGGGCUUGUGGGGUCAAGCAGCGAGGGGCGGGGCCAGGGCACCAGGACAGGGGAGCGGCGAACAGGGGGCCGGGAUCAGGGGAUCGGGAUCGGGGAUCGGGAGCAGGGGAUCGGGAUCGGGAACAAGGGACCGGGAUCGGGAUCAAGAGAUCGGGAGCAGGGGAUCGGGGAUCGGUAUCGGGGAUCGUGAGCAGGGGAUCGGGAUCGGUAUCUGGGAUCGGGAGCAGGGGAUCGGGAGCAGGGGGUCGGGAGCAGGGGAUCGGGGAUCGGGAGCAGGGGAUGGGGAUCGGUAUCUGGGAUCGGGAUCGUGA